Molecule: messenger RNA, 603 nt
Organism: Boleophthalmus pectinirostris (great blue-spotted mudskipper)
Lineage: Eukaryota; Metazoa; Chordata; Actinopteri; Gobiiformes; Gobiidae
Product: C-C motif chemokine 19-like
Exons: 3
Coding region: 226-501 (91 amino acids)
Biological process (GO): neutrophil chemotaxis; lymphocyte chemotaxis; immune response
Cellular component (GO): extracellular region
Molecular function (GO): chemokine activity; CCR chemokine receptor binding
Source: RefSeq, a predicted model, not a curated record
AUCAGCUCAAAGCUCUAGACACCUCCAGACACACUUCACCGCACCUCCAUCAGCAAACCACCAGCUCCACUACCAGCAGCCUGCAGCCUGCAACCUCGAGUCACCACAGCAAACUACCACCACCAGCCUGAGACUGCAGCCUGCAGCCCACCUCCUCAGGUCACCUCCACCAGCAUUCCCACCACUGCCAGUCAACCUCCUUCAUCUACCACCAGCUCUAGCCCCAUGGACCUCAGAGUGUGUAUGUUGCUUGUGCUGCUGUGUGCUGCUCUCUGCUCAGCUGAGGUCCCUCAGGACUGUUGUCUCAGUGUGGCCCAGCAGCGCCCCCUACCUGCAAGACUUAUCCACAGCUACAAAUUGCAGGAGGCGGGGAGAGGCUGUGCCAUCAACGCCACUGUGGUCCAGAUGAAAGCUGGUAGACGCCUGUGCCUGCCCCACCCAGAGGGACACCCAUGGGUGCAGAGACUCAUGAGGGUGGUGGACCAGAGACAGCAGCCGUAGAUGGAGCUGUGCUCAAGUCCAAAUGUGUGUGUCGCCUGAUUCAAACACACUGAAUAUAACCACUGUGUUUUUAAUAAAAGUUUGUACCUGUGUCCUGUGGAA